Molecule: messenger RNA, 1158 nt
Organism: Dermacentor andersoni
Lineage: Eukaryota; Metazoa; Arthropoda; Arachnida; Ixodida; Ixodidae
Source: RefSeq, a predicted model, not a curated record
CUAGAAAUGACGCGCAUGUGUUGUGCCAUGUCUCGACACCAGGUGCUAGUUUUGGCAGAACGUGCAGGGAUUCACCUUGGCACGCCGUCCAAGAUUGCGCGAAAUUUGACCGCGGCUGGACUAUCGUGCCCUAGGAAUUCACCGGCUCCAAGGUCCUUACGGGACGGGCGACUAUGGCCGGGAAAGAAACAGCUCGACCCUACUUUACGAUGUCGGGCGGCAGCUGCAACGUCGGGGACGGUACGACCAGUGCAGCCUCUGAUCUGGAGAAUAGCAGGAAGUCACCGCCUCCACGGUCCGUACGGGACGAGGCUACUGUGGCCUGGAAAGAAACACCUCGAGCCUACUUUACGAUGUCGAGCGGCCACUACAGCUUGGCCCAGGGUACAAGCUGUGCACCCUCUGAUCUGGACGAACCCAGAGUUCCCGAAGAAACCAGAGAAGCAGCGUGGCAUCAGCGAGUGAACCAGGCUGCCAACAGAAUCCAAGAGUGCCGUGUUUGCUGGUUCGCUUUCACCGACACGGAUGCCUUCGAAAAGCACACCGCUGACCACGUGCUCGGGAAAACCUACAACUGCUCCGAUUGUGGUAAACUGUUUAAGAGGCCUUCGCACCUCACGAGGCACUUACGUACGCACGGUGAAUCGUCCUUUCCGUGCAGCGUGUGUGGCAAAAAAUUUCAUACCGUAGAUGGCCGAAGGAACCACAUGUAUGCGUACCACGUCGUUUCACAGUACUGAGAAGCCGUCGAAGGGUCUCCUUCACACGGCACCACAAACCACGAAAUUGGCGGAGCACGUUGGGAAGCACCGUCGCACCUUAUGGUGGCAUCGGCAUUGGUGUAGCCGGAUAUUCACCCGGGUGGAGUGCCAUCUGUGGAUGUCACCCUGGCGCCAAGAGAUGUUGAGUGCAGCCACAGAGGAACUUGCGGUCUGGGCCUGAACUGUUCUAGCUGUGCACUAACUUCUUGAUAAACACUGGGCUAUUCUUAUCUCUCCUGACAACGGCCGAAGAAUGCCACGAAUAAAUUUCUUACAAUGGUUAUCUCGAGGAAUACUGUGUGCCAGCUGUGUGAUUUUCUUUGAAGAACGCCUCCGUUCUUUGCAGUCCUUUAGCCACGGUUAAAAUAAAUUUACAUUCCUCCUGGAUUGAGCAAAA